Penicillium argentinense is the source of this 1104-nucleotide messenger RNA. RefSeq names its product tRNA(Thr) (cytosine(32)-N(3))-methyltransferase. The transcript has a single exon. Bases 1 to 1104 code for a protein of 367 amino acids. The record is from RefSeq and is a predicted model, not a curated record. NCBI's taxonomy places the organism in Eukaryota, Fungi, Ascomycota, Eurotiomycetes, Eurotiales, Aspergillaceae. Gene Ontology annotation, molecular function: tRNA (cytidine-N3)-methyltransferase activity.
AUGGCGUCCGAACCGACCGUUGAGGAAAUCACACAAAAUGUGCAGCCGCCUAUGGUCCCCCCUCACCGUUCCCACGACCCCUCCAACAAUCUGAAGCGGACCGAUCCCUUCCAAUUCGGAUCACGAUACCUGGAACAAGGCGACGACGUCUACGAAUUCAAUGCUUGGGACCACGUCGAGCCGGAUGACGAGUUCAAGGCCUUUGCCGAGGGCCAAUACGAAAAACAACGCGCAGCACCUGUGUCAGAAUUUGACCAGCGACGCUUUAAUUCCGACCCGGCGAAAUGGUGGAAUCUCUUCUACAAGAACAAUACGGAUAACUUCUUCAAGGAUCGGAAAUGGUUGCAACAGGAGUUUCCGGUUCUCGAGCAGGUUACUCGCAAGGAUGCUGGAAAGCAGGUUGUCUUGGAGGUCGGCGCGGGCGCUGGCAACACAGCCUUCCCUUUGAUUCGGAAUAACGAGAACGAGGAGCUGAUGCUGCAUGCUUGCGAUUUCUCCAAGUAUGCGGUCAAGGUCAUGCGGGAGAGCGACCAAUACAAUCCAAAGUAUAUGGUCGCUGAUGUUUGGGAUGUAUCUGCCGCACCGAGCGAGGAGGGCGAUUCGCUACCUCCAGGGUUAACCGAUGGCUCCGUCGACGUUGUGGUCCUCAUUUUCAUUUUCUCUGCGCUUGCGCCUGAGGAGUGGGAUCGUGCUAUGCGCAACAUCUAUCGUCUUCUAAAGCCUGGAGGCUGCGUUCUGUUCCGCGACUAUGGCCGUGGUGACCUGGCCCAGGUCCGCAUGAAGAAGAACCGUUACCUGCAAGAGAACUUCUACGUCCGCGGCGAUGGUACCCGCGUCUACUUCUUCGACCCGGACCAGUUGGUCCAGAUGUGGAGUCGAUGGACACCGGAGAAGGGAAUUCAAGUGGAUCUGGAGAAUGGCUCUGAGACCAAAGCUGAUGCUGAGGCCAAGAGCACGGGCGCUUUUGAGGUUGUGCAUCUCGGCGCUGAUCGUCGACUCAUUGUCAACCGUGCUUCCAAAGUCAAGAUGUACCGCUGCUGGUUGCAAGGCAAUUUCCGGAAGCUGGAAUCCCCUGCUUCCACACAGACGGAGGAUGACGCAUAA